GUUUUUCAGCAAUGUGUUGUGAUUGUGAUUGAAUAACCAUCCCGUUUUCUUCUGCAUAUUAUCUAAAAUUUAGGAAGAUUGGGCCUGAGUUGAACAGUGUACAAUAUUUCCUACACCAUGAACCAAGCAGAAGUUGCGAAACUGAUGUCACAGCUAAAAAUUGCGGUUCGUCCGCGUCAUCGCAACCUCAAAAACAUCGAAGGCCCGGAAGGCCGGCUUGACAAACUUCGCAAAACGGUGACCGCUCUUAUCAAACACGAACGAAUCGAGCUGAACUAUCAACGAGCUGACGAGGCACGGGGUUAUGCGGAGCGGCUGAUAUCCGAUGCUAUUCGAUACGGGGACUGCCACAAGCCGACAAUGGAGAUGGCUGAUUUCUGGCUGCUGGAGAAACAAUUGGUGCACAAGUUGUAUAAAGUGCUAGCACCCCGAUUCCAGGAGUACAAAGUUUCCGCUACAAGGAUGUACAAAGCACCUAAGGAAUAUCCAGGAUGGUACCGGAAGCGGGCAGUGCUGGAGUUAAGGGGAAACCCCUACCCACCAUUGGUGCAGAACCUUAGCCAGAAUCGCAAUCUGCUUCACAAUGUGUUGCUGGACGAGGCGCGGAAGGAGUUUCGAAAAGAAAAAUAUGCAGAAAUUGCGGCCAAAAUUGGCGAAAAUAGUAAUGAAGUGAAUGAAGCGCAUGCGAGCAAAUAAUUAUGUCGAAUAAAUGGUCGUUAGAUGUUAAAACAUUAAA
Toxorhynchites rutilus septentrionalis is the source of this 736-nucleotide messenger RNA. It is a transcript of the gene mRpL17, whose product is annotated as 39S ribosomal protein L17, mitochondrial. NCBI's taxonomy places the organism in Eukaryota, Metazoa, Arthropoda, Insecta, Diptera, Culicidae. The coding region runs from base 118 to 696 and encodes 192 amino acids. Gene Ontology annotation, molecular function: structural constituent of ribosome. Gene Ontology annotation, biological process: translation. The transcript has a single exon. The record is from RefSeq and is a predicted model, not a curated record. Gene Ontology annotation, cellular component: ribosome; mitochondrial large ribosomal subunit.